GAGAGGGGUGGUCAGUCAUGCAGGAGGAACGAGAGAGAGAUUGAGAGCGAGGGAAAGGCUUACAAGAGGAAGAGUCGGUCAGAGGGGGCUCCCUAAAAUUCAAGCAGUUUCUUACUGGCGUUUUUCCAGUCGGAUCUCUGUGUGUUCCUGUGAGAAUGAUUCCUGGAUUGUUCCUGAUAAGCUUCAGGCUGGGUUUUGAUGUGCAGCCUCACAAUGACCUAUUCUGCAUCAAGAGCGUCCAGUGAGCCUGUGGGACUGCUUUGCAGUCGUGUCAGAGUGAGAGGACAGAGUGGAGCAGACAUUGGAGAUGCUCUGGUGCUGAAUCACUGAAGCCCUGCACACUUACACACCAUUAAUGGAUUAGAGCAAAUCUGCUAUUGAUACUGUGACUGGCAAUGUCACAUUUUCGAGGGUCCUGCAAGAAGAUGACCCCCUCAGCUGGGAAGGCAGGGGGCCUUGAGAGAUUGAGGGAGAGAAUGGACUGUCCCCACACUGCCCAGAGAGGAGAGAGGGGGAGCAGCCUACCCCUGAACCCCCGCAAUCACAGGAGAGUGUGCUCCAUACUGUCUGAGGGGAGCCAGCAGGACCAUCGUGGGACAGAAUCAACCAGUAAGGGAGCAGUCUUAGUGAAGUCCCAGGACCAGCCCAAGGUACCCUGCUUACCUGUGAUUCAGAUCAGAACCGAGCAGACAACAGGGAAAGCCUCCAGUAAGCAGGUCUUCUUCCCUGCCUACUCAGCGUCCCAGCUGCCACAGCGCCCCUCGCAGGCCAGGAGGAAGAAAUGUGUUCCUGUGCUCAGUGUGGAGAUGAGCCCCUGGGGGGGUCCGUCCCUCUCUGAAUCCUCGUUCACAACCAUCCCCCCUCGAGAGAAGGAUAGAGUGCCCCCUGCUGGACAGGACACAGGGAGCAGGGGCAGAGCCCCCAGGAAGCCCCCCCUUCGCCCCCGGCUCCGCACAGCCACGCUGCCCCCCCUCCGCUCCGUCUCCAACCUCAGCUUCAGCCGCAGCUUCACCUUCUCAUUCUUUGAGCUGCCGGAGCACCAGACCCUGCAGCACAGACUGGAGAGACAGAGAGAGGUGCAGCUGCUAAUGAGGGAGCUGCAGCUCUGAGGGGAGAGAGAGGAGAGGGGAGUGGGGCACCUGUACUGAGGGAGCUGCAGCUCUAAGGGGAGAGGGGAGAGAGGGGAGUGGGGAACCUGCUUCUGAGGGAGUUGCAGUACUGAGGGGAGAGAGGGAAGAGUGGAACCUGCUACUAAAGACUGCCGGAUCACGUCUAAAGCGCAUCUUUUACUUAGAGGGAAUUACCAGAGAAGCAGGAUGUUUGCAACACGGUGGCUGUUGUGUUGAUAAUUGGCUUCGGGAAUUCAAAGUUUAUAUUAGUGUCUUGAAGUGGAGUUACUGGGAUUUUUUGCUGUGCCUCGCGCAGUCGAUGCCCUGGCUAAGGAGGACGGGUAGCCCCUAAACUGAAGCCUAACGCUACUGAAAGUGUAUUGUUCUGAUUCCUCAUUUUGGAUUAUAAAACAUUACUGUGAAGCCUCUAUCUGUGAAAAUAAAACUUGCUUUUUCACCUACUUUUCGUGUGGACUGGUGUCACUGAACAAAGCAACAGAGUUUGCUGCAGUACGUUAUAUAUCCUCUUCAGUCACUGCGUGUAAACUGGAGCAUGUGAAGUGUCCUGCCUCUAACUCCAUAGAGUUCACGCAAACUCUUUUCAAAUUACAAAAAUGUAUUUUGAAGUACUGACAGGAACUUUUCUUUGUGUUAAAGUUCAUGCAAUGUUUAGAUGUAACUGCGGAGUCAAAGCGCAGGAAAGCAGCCACUGAGGCGCACUGCCCCCUCCCGUGGACACGCACUGGUACUGCAGACAGAGGAGAAUGUGGAGCUGGGAGUCCUAACAACAACAUGCA
Molecule: messenger RNA, 1906 nt
Organism: Polyodon spathula (Mississippi paddlefish)
Lineage: Eukaryota; Metazoa; Chordata; Actinopteri; Acipenseriformes; Polyodontidae
Exons: 3
Coding region: 396-1109 (237 amino acids)
Source: RefSeq, a predicted model, not a curated record